CUCUUUCGUAAGGGUCCUCUAAGCCUAAGCUGUGUUCUCAAGAAUGACCAUGUCCUUAUAUUAUUUAGUCCUCCCUUCGCCAGUGACAAGCCCCCCUUUCCCAAAAGAUCACUCCAAGCUCCCCGCACAUGUGUGUGUGCGUGUGCGAGAGGGACCGUUCGGUGAGGCUCUGAUUACUCGUUUUUGCUUGCCUGUUAUCUAGAGCCCGUGAGGGUGGAUCAACUUAGGUCAUCCAUGGGCAGCACCCGUAAUCGAGACCUCCUUUAUCCUCUUCCACCUUCCACCUUCCACCUUCCUUCUUGAACUUCCCGUUGGAAAAAGUAAUGACCUCAACCUAGACUUCGUAUGCUAAGUAUGAGCUACUACUGCUACUUCUUCCUCUUUUAAUAUUAAUAGAAUAGCUGCAAAAAUGACGAAGCCGUGGGAAGCGUAUGAAGCUACUAUUAAGGACCUCUAUGCCGAAAACACGCUUUCCGUCGUGCGGCAGAUCAUGAUCGAUCGGUACGGAUUUAAAGCCUCUGUUAGAGCGUACAGGGGCCGUCUGAUCCGCUGGGGCGUCCGCAAGUACAACUGUCGGAAGCGCGCCUCGCCGAGCACCAGUCACAGCAGCACCGACGAUGGCAGCAGCUUCACGAGCGGUUCGGACACAGCCUCUCCGAUCAUGACUGCUGCUGCUACUGCCACUACUACCAUUACUACUACCAUCGGCGACGCGAGAGCGAUCCUGCCUCGCACAGCUAUGAAACAAGGAGACAGCUCUGACGGCCACCUCGCCAUGCCGCUGCGCAUGAACCAGCAGUACAACCCGAGCCACAUCUUCAGCGUAGAUACUUCGUUCAACUCCAAACCCAAUAAAGCCUUCAUGUUAGCUCCGCAGGCCAAUAACGGCAACAACAGCGGUGGAGGCGGCGGCGGUAGUAGUAGUAGUAAUAACGGGCUUCAGUUCGAGUGGGAGACGACAACGUCCGCUGCCCCUUUCCUCAAGAAGGACCCCGACGCUGCUGCUGCGGACCUCGAUAAUUACGACGGACUCCCGCCGCCGCUGUCACCGUCAUCGUCGUCGUCGUACUUCGGCGGUCUUACCGCGUCGAUCAUCCAGUCGCCCGGGAACAGGAACGGAAGCAACAGACUCUCGUACGGCACCGGGGGGUACGAAGGCCCUGCAUCUACUCUCAGCCACCAGCACCACCAGCACCAGUACCAGCACCGGAACACGAACGGGGCGGGCGACGGUCUGACCUAUUAUAACUCGCCAGGCCACCACCACCACCAACAACAACAGCAGCAGCAGCAGCAAGUCUACAACAGCAGCAGCAGCAGCAGCAGCGGUGCCGUCGUAGGCGUAAACCAGGUCCCCUCGGAUAUGUCGUUUGUAGCGGGGCCGACUAGAGGGUACUCGCACGAGGGACUGGUCCACAGAUAGCGAGCCAGCGAAAAAGAAAGAAACCAACCAAAUGCCAUUGCCCAGCAUAGCCGUAACGAGACGAAGAAACGCGUGUCCUAGGUACCUAAGAAUGAGGCGAUUAUAGUAGGGCAAACUCACGAGCGUCACGAUAUAUUAUGUAUUUAUUUACUUAUUUAUUUUUUCUCCUCAUCGUCAACAGAUUGGAGAAUAGGAGGGAUAGGGGUAGGGAGGGAAAGGGAUUUGAAUCUUGUCCGGUGUUAGGUAGUUAUCCGCGGAUAAGAUGUACGACAAUGGCACAGCGGCAGUGGUAGUGUUACACGAGAAGCACAAUGCCACCCGCUACGAGACAAGCCAUUGGUUGAUGACUUUUCUUUAUUACCUAUUCAUGGCGUUAGUUAUACUCAUUCUUUUCCUUCACUUUUUUUUUUCGUCUAGUAUUUAGCGUAUAGCUUGUAUGAGUAAGGGCUUAGGGCUAUAAAGGGAGGAAGAAAGGGGAAAGGGGAAAGGGGAAAGGGGAAAGGGGAAAGGGG
This is a messenger RNA of Daldinia caldariorum, 1935 nucleotides long. RefSeq lists its product as uncharacterized. The transcript is spliced from 3 exons. Bases 410 to 1423 code for a protein of 337 amino acids. Lineage: Eukaryota; Fungi; Ascomycota; Sordariomycetes; Xylariales; Hypoxylaceae. The record is from RefSeq and is a predicted model, not a curated record.